Molecule: messenger RNA, 1542 nt
Organism: Trichoplax adhaerens
Lineage: Eukaryota; Metazoa; Placozoa; Uniplacotomia; Trichoplacea; Trichoplacidae
Exons: 13
Coding region: 1-1542 (513 amino acids)
Cellular component (GO): centrosome
Source: RefSeq, a predicted model, not a curated record
AUGGUGGUCAAUACCAAAUCUGUUUUUGCAACAAACAAGAAUGGUAAUAAACUUCAUAUACCGGUGCCAAAAAGUUAUCGAAAGGAUUUAACCGCAGAAACAAAACACCGACCAAUAGCAACUGUUUUCAAUGCGAUCAGUGGCAAAUCGCGGGCUUAUAUAGCCGAUCGUGGCCAAGACCCUAGUAGUCAUUCAGUAUGUGUCUUGCCAGAGCCAAGAAAUUCUCGUAUGGGUGCAUACAAACAUGCUGAGAUCACUGCCAUUGAAGAAGAAAAAAAGAUAAAAUCACAACAAUUAAAGAGAGAAUCAAAACUAAAGCAAUUUCAGGAAGAAGUUAAAUUAAGAGUAAAACAAAUGGAACAUCAAAAACGCAUUCGCCAACUUGAGAAAUCCUACAAAGCCGUCGAAAUUGAAAGGCAUGUUAUUAGUCAGAGCUCAUUCGUGGAAAGUACAACUUCCAAACGAGAUACAUGCAUUAUUCGUGAUAACUCAAAUUUAGCUAUGAAAUCGGGUGUAGACCAAUUUCAAGAUAAACCAAAGGAGAUUGUCAGAGAACCAUUAACACUUAGUUCUGGAAAUACUGCAUUGUUGAAACACUCAGAAAAAGUUAGUCAGCAAUCGUGUGCUGCUCGACAAAGUCUCUUAUCGCGGAAAAUUUCUUCUCAAAUACAAAGUCUGCCAGGUGGGCGAUGGAAAGAUACACCCACUCAAGAUUACCCCAAUACAUCCAAUAUCGAAAGCGAAAAGGAAAAUGUUACAAAUGAUGACUAUGGUGCUGAAGUCAUCAGUUUCAAGGCAAAACCUAAAGUACAUUUUGCAGACCAAAUUUCGAACGUUACAGAUUCGAACAGUGGUGAAGACGAUAAAAAUAUAGAAUUGAGUGCAGCAGAUAGUGAUACAGUAGAGGAUCAGCUAGGAAUACAUGAACCGCAUGAUAAAGCUGAUAAUACACAUCCAAUUCAAAAGAAACAGUUAUUAAGUAAAAGUAGGUCCCACAAUAAAUCUGUAGUAAAUGAAGGACAGGAUGAUGUCAAAAGACAGAUUCGCAAUCAGUAUACCAUGUAUCGUCGCUUAUUUAUGGAUAUUGAGCGUGAACAAGUACGAGAAAACAUUAAGCUCAAACAACACAGGCAAAAAGUUGCCAAAAUAAAACAACGAAACGAAAGUUUACGUCGAACUGAAGAAAGUAAAAUAAGAGAAGCUUUAGAGCCGAAAAAUCCCAUUACGGGUGAAAGCCCUAGCAAAGCUAAAAAGAGGCAGAAAGCAGAAGAAGAAGAAGUAUUGCGGCAGCUUGAACUGCGAAAACAGAAACUUCAACGAAACAAAGAAAUGGAAAGAUAUAUAAACGCUUUACGGGAAAGUAUCAAAGAGCGCUUUCAAGCUAGUAAUACCGAACUUCCUCAACUGUGCAAUUGCACUGCUAAUCUUUGGGAAACUAAUCCAGACACAUGCGCUAACAACUGCAUCUUUUACAAAAAUCCUAAAGAUAGUACUGUGAAGAUAUUUCUAAAGGAAAAUAAAGAGAUUUUUCGUAGAUUUUAA